GGUUUUCCUCCAGUGCCUGGCGGGCGAACGGAUUUGCAUUUUAAUACAACAGAAAUCAACCAUGGCACGUGCUGACGCUCGCGCCGACUGUAUCUCGGACUCGUUUUAGCGGGCUCACUAUGUCCAGCGGUGUCACUGUGGGUGCCUUUAGUGAAACCGAGAGCCGCAAACCAGGUGACAAGGCUUCGUGCUGACUCUGUUACACACGGCUGUUUUCUGCCACGGAGCCCUCCGGGCUGCAGAACAACCCACGCACGCGUCGAAUCUCCACAUAUGGGACACACUGGACCGUAUGGCGUGCUACUACCUUGUGAUCAGCUCCACGCACCUCAGCAAUGGCCAUUUCCGAAACAUUAAGGGAGUUUUCAGGGGUCCCCUCUGCAAGACUGCUGGGAGCGAGUCGCCGGAUUAUGCAGAGAAAGAGAAAGCCAUAGCCAAGGCUCUGGAGGACUUGAAGGCUAAUUUCUACUGUGAAUUAUGUGACAAACAGUACCACAAGCACCAGGAGUUUGACAACCACAUAAAUUCCUACGACCACGCUCACAAGCAGAGGCUGAAGGAGCUGAAGCAGAGGGAGUUUGCGCGCAAUGUGGCGUCCAAGUCCUGGAAGGACGACAGGAAGCAGGAGCGUGCCCUCCGGCGCCUGCAUCAGCUGGCCGAACAGAGGCAGCAGUCCGAAUGUGGUCCUGGAAGCGGUCCAAAGUUCAGAACCACGACAGUCUCGGCUAAAGCCCACCAUCAGGACAAGGUCCCGUUGGAGCGGGACCGUGGAGCUCAGCACCGCCCCACCCCUCCCGUCCCAGGAGGCACCUCCAAAGACGCAGGCUCCAGGUUGCCACGGGGAUCCCCCGUGGGCAGAGAGCAGCCUCACGGCUGCAAGAGGGCGUCGCAGUCGGCCUCUGACCACAGCCGCCGGAGAGCAGGAGUCUCCUUCUGCUUCUCCAGGAAGGCCCAGCUGAAGCUGGAGUCGUCCGCCUCCGUCUUCAGCGACAGCGUCGAGGAAGCCAGCGACAGGGAGGACCUCCAGCAGAAGAGGGCACGGCGGACGCUUGAGGCCCUCUGGUCUCGGACGCCGUCGCCUGGCGAGCUGGCCGCAGACAGCGGCGAGGACGAGGAGCAUGGAGACCUGCAGAACGGGAAGGCCGAGGGGGAGAGCAAACAGAAAGGCCUAGAUGCCUGCCAAAGCCACGCCGCUGCGGCCCAGUGCUCAGCCGAAGAACAGGGAUGCCCUGUAAUGGCCUUACCUGGGUCUCUUGACCAUGCUCACUCAGACGACGAGCCCAGGGAUAGUGGCUAUACACCUGGGCCAGAGGCAGAUUUUGAUGAACCAGACAGGAGCAGCUGCUUCACUUCGAGGGACGUUGUAUGUGCAGAUGGGAAGUCUGACACCACCUCCAGCCAGCUCCAAAGGAAAGGUCUACUUCAGCAAUCCCCUGGGUGUCAGGAAGGCAUCGAUACAAUCAGUGACUCGGACUACGUCAAAACAGAGGAGUGCCAAGACUGCAGCGUCGAGGCAGAUGAAGGUUAUACCUUUAGAGAGACAUACAUAGUUACAGAUGUCGAGCAAAUCAAAAAUCAAGUCUCUUUUGUAAAUGUUCUCAGCAAAGAUGGAUCAACAACGCUGAAAUGGCCAACGGAAUUGCUGCUGUACACAAAGUCAGAACCGUAUGUGUCCUACAGUUGCAAUCCUCUGUAUUUUGACUUUAAACACUCUAGGAAUAAACACAAAUCGAAUAAAAGCACACGAGUAGCAGGUCCAGACCACUGCGGUGUGGACAGCGAUACCUUGGAGGGUCCUGCCCGGAGGCAAGCGAAAACUAAAUUUGACAUUCCAAAACCAAAGAGGCCCAAGCACCGCAAGAUGCGCAAAACGUCCCAUCUUAAAUCAGGUGCAGUCAGUGAGCUGAGUACUAGCUCUGUGCAGAGUGUAGGUUCCCAAACGGAAACCAAAGGAAGCUCUGAAUGCACACAACCUGACGCAUCACGCAGCAAACGCGCCAGCACCAAGAGGAGCAGACUGGGAAAGAGAAAAAGCUCUUCAAAGGCAGAAGCUCCAGAUAAGAAGACUGUGGCAGAACGCAGUCUCAAAAGUGUCGUGAAUCUGCUCUCUACUCCAUGGGCUAAAAAGAGGAGAAGGCAGAGCCUUGACCUGGUCUCGCUGAACCUGAAUGGAGGGUCCUCUCCCAAUUACGGCAGGCUAAUGGUGAAGGAGAACCAUUUUAGAUAUCGUUGGGACACUGAUGAAUACAAAAGAGUGAACAGCACAGCGUCCUUCAGUGAGAAGUCCGGCUCCUGCAGCAGCUUCUCAGACCUGAACUCGGACAGCGAGGGAGGACCCUACAGGUACGUAAGGUACUCGUCCUCGUCCGGGUCGACGUCAAGGAGGGACUCCGGCUACACACAGACUCACACUGGCAGGCCCUGCUGGAGCAGGUCGACCGGGGAUAGCUCCAGCAGUGACGUGGCUUGUGGUCCGGGUAAAAAACACAGGGACCGGAAGACCCACAAGACCAAGAGGUCCUGCAAGGACACGGGCACUCUGGAAGUGGUGCGCUGGUGGAGUCCAGACUGGCAGUGCAACAGGGGCGAGAGGGAUGAAAGGCCUGGCGGGCGCCGCAGCCUCAGCUCCUGCAGCAGCACCAGCACCUCGGACCUCAGCCACCGCUCUCAGCACAGCGCUCCGAGGGUCGCCCCCGGCCUCCGCCGAGCCCGGCCUAAACCUGGGUCCCUCUGCGCCAGCAUGUGUGCCGUGGACCAUAGACCCUCCCGAUCGGUCUCCAGAGACCGGCUCCGUUUUCUCAAACCCCCACUGGUUCAAAGCACCGGGACAGUGAAGAGCACCUGUGUCCCUGCUGGUCCUCGGAGGGUCAGCAGGAAGAGCACAGACACCCCUCCAGAUGCCGAUACCGCUGUUCGACCUGAGGGGAGCUUGGUGGACAGUAAAAGCCCUGCAGGGUGGAAAGUGAACGGCAGCCCGUCUUUACCUCUCAUAGGGAAGUUUCCUGCUGUUAGAAGAGGUGCCAAGAAGGGAGAGAGCAGCAAGAUGAAAUGUAACCUCAGCAGGGAGCAAGGAGAGGCGACUGGGAGACAGGCUGUGGGAGACUCAGGCUGUUCCCCGUCCGCUGCAGGACAGAAGGAGAAGUCCGAAGCUGCACAGCAUGACGAGCAGGUGCCGUGCCCUGCGGGAGAGGGUGAACUUGAGUCGUCGCCUCUGGCGUUUCCACCCGACACACACGUCCUCUCAGUUUAUUCAGCAGAAAAGGAGAUAAUUGUUGCUGCGUGCAGUCCCGCCGGGUCCCAUCGCCAAGGGCAAGAGUCCUCAGAGCCCUCAUUCCACAGCAGUGUGGAUUCCGCGGUGGAGUCCAAAAGUCCACGCGAGAGGCCGCUAAAAUGCGCUUCUCCGCCUCUGACAGAGCAGCCAAUCACGUUCUCCCCCGAUGAGAUUGACAAGUACAGGCUCCUGCAGCUCCAGGCCCAGCAGCAUAUGCAGCAGCAGCUGCAGGUGAAGGAGGCCCCGUUGGAGGUGCCCAGCCGAAGCCCCGCCCCUGCCCCUCAGCCCGGCCCAGACUUCCAGCCCACGCUCCUCCACCACCGAGCGCUGGCGGCCUUCUCCUCCCUCCACCCGCACCCUGCCCACCCACGCCUGACCCACCUCCAGCCCCACCCCCUCCACUCGCAGCCCCACUUUGCGCCCCUCUCCCUCGCCCCCAUCUCACCCGCCGUCCUGCCUGCCCACCCAGCCGCCCUGCUGGCAGGCCACCCGCUCCACCUCGCCCCGGCCUCCGCCUUCCACCCCGCCCCCCUGGCCCUCCACCCACUGCCCCCCGUCUCCCUCCUCCCGGCUCUGCUCGCCCCUGGCCCCAUGGCAGCUGCGGCCGCCGCCUCCACCCUGCACCUGCGCCCCCUCCUCCACCCACUGUUCCCUGGGCAGGACCUGCAGCCCCACUCAGGCCCUGGCAGUUAGAGCCACACCUCUCACUCACUGUCUACAACCAGGGACACAAACGGACACAAAUGCUCUUCUCCAUCGAAGAGGCGCACUGUUCAGUCCUCAACAGCCUCUUGAAAAUCCUAGCUGUGGUCCCAAUCAUUUUCUGAGCCAAAGUUUUUGUUGUUGUGUUGUUGUUUCUUUUGUUCUAGGGGGUGUGUGUGGGAGGCAUAACUGCACAGUUGGAGCACAAACGCAGAUAAUGGGGUUUGGACUGCACCUCCACCGGCAGGGGUAGUCACCAGUAGUGCAGAUUCUUUUUAUCAUUAUUAUUUGACUAUACAUUUCCCAGCCCUGUGGAAAAACAAGUACAUUAUAUAGUAUGUAACGUUCCCCUUUUAAAAUUGAUGUCUAAUUGAGAGAGAAAUUGUUUUAAAUUCAUGCUGCAUCAGUCAGGCUGAAGGACAGCCUUUACCACUUUUCACAGGCUUAAUUUGCACCGCUAUCUUACUUUUAAAAUAUGAGAGGAAUGGAAUUCAUUCUGGCAUGAGUGCAGUGCAGAGACAUUUAUGAAUCAAAUUUGUGACAGACAAAUUAAGAAAUGAAGUGGGCAGAGUGAAAAUGACCUGAAACAGUUUUUGGUGUAGGGACGGUAAAAGGGCAGGCACUGCAUAAGAUGAAACUUCAAUGCAGCAUGAAAAUUUACCGUUGUCUUAUUACCUGAAUGUGACACGUUUUUACCAAGGUACAGCGUGAGGAUAGAGAUAUCGAUUUACCAGACAAUAAGUAAAAAUCAUGACCUUUUAUACUAUCCUGUAAAAUACCACUUAGCAGUCAGCAAAUCUAAAUACAGAUUACGACACAGAUAUGCUGCUUUCCAGGCCCUCCCUCAUAGGGGAAUGUAGUAAAAUGCAAUAAUAUUUUUCAAUAUAGUUA
Molecule: messenger RNA, 4864 nt
Organism: Megalops cyprinoides (Indo-Pacific tarpon)
Lineage: Eukaryota; Metazoa; Chordata; Actinopteri; Elopiformes; Megalopidae
Product: G patch domain-containing protein 8
Exons: 5
Coding region: 293-3964 (1223 amino acids)
Cellular component (GO): nucleus
Source: RefSeq, a predicted model, not a curated record